CGGGCGGGGGUCCGGCGGGCCGCGCGCCUCCCCCGGAACUCGGCCGUGCCAUUCCCAUGAUGCCCAGCCACCGGGCACGGCUUCCGGAGCGCGGCCGCCGGGGAAGCUGCCACCUGAGCGGGAAGGACAGGAGCUGAACCACUCUUUGGUGAUUUGACAGUUCAGAAACCUCCUCACUGGGAGUCUGAGCUCUCUACAGCCGUGCAACCACGGGAACGCGGUGAACACGGGGAGACCAGUGUCUGUCCUUCCCCCAGCUAUGCUACGUGGUAUGGAAAUCACUGCAGCCCAGUGCCUUUGGGUGCGUCGCUGCGCCCGCUUUUAAAAAUUGUAUCGCGGCUUAAGUAGUUAACAUUCUUGAUAUAGACUCUUCACAGCCCGAGGCUGACGCGAACAUCUCAUGAUCUCUUGUCAUUUUGCUGAGGCAGCUGGAAUAACCCCCACUGCAAGGUGGGCACAGGCUCCCCUAGCCAGUGAAAGAGCCCUCUCCCCACCCUGUCGUCCCCACUGGUCUGUGACCCCGGGAGCCUUCCGGGAGGGUGAUGUUACGAGAGAGAUUUGGGGCCGCCGUGGGAUGCCAGGGUCUGAGAACUGGCAGAUAGGUUCACAUACUUCCUCUGGUACCAGAUCUGUAGCCCAGGACAGUUGCGAAUUAGCUGUGAUUAACUGUCUUUGGUCUCAGGGUUAAGUUUUUCCAAAAUUCAAUUUCAAGCCCUUAAAUUAAUGCUCUUUCUAAAAAAAAAAAAAAAAAAAAAUCUGCACUAGCUGAAGUUUCGGCAUCUGAAUUAGCCGUUUCUGAUUUUCUUUACCCUGUGGCAGUCAAAAGUCUAUUUUAAAAGUCGGUAAAGGAACGGGAAGGGGGGGAGGGGGGGAAGACCUAAUCCCUGAAAUGCUUUACAAACAUUGGCUCCUGUGUUCUCCCACCGAACCUGGCCUUGAGAAUUUCAAGUGAUUGCAAUAAAUGCUUUUACAUUACAGCUUCACUUUGGGGACACACGAAUCCGUGAUCGUGAACGGCUUGCUUCCGAAGCUCUUGUGCCCUCUGGUUAAGUUGCACCUGUUUGGGCAAGUCUGUGCCUAGGUUGCCGGCCACGCUUUUCUUGGAAAGGACUGUGGUGUGUAAAUACAAGAUGAUGUGCUCAUCGGGACGGAGGCUCCUGGUAGAGAAGGGUCCAUGUUAAAAGCAAAGCAGAUACACAGGCCGGUUCCGGUCUGUCCACUGGGGUUCAAAGGCGGUGACAGCCGUGCCCGGCACUAUCCUGGGGCGGAACUCAGUUUCCCUGCUGCUGUAAAUGCUGCAAAGCUGUCUUGCAUCACAGAUGUUUUGCAUUCUGAUUGGGGGGGGGGGGGGUCAGAAAUCAGGGAUGAGAAAAACAGGUUAGGAAUGACCAGUAAGGUGACGUGUCUUGUAUUUUCUAAGCGACUCUCUACGGUGCCCGUCACAUCCCCCUCUGCAGCGGUCCCUGACCUUUAGCGGAAGGGCGCUUUGCAGACAGGUCCUCAGAACCGUUCCCAGGACCAGCCCAGCGGUUCCGCUGACGCAGCCACCCUCGGUCCGAGAUGCGGGAACCGGAGUAACCACGCAGGAUGAGAAAGGGCGCGUGACAGCGUGUGGGACAGCUUCUCUGCCGAUUAGCAGAGAAUGAUUUCAGCCCAUGAGACUGCCUGGCAGUUUUUAAACAAAAAGGCUGUAGGCUCUGUGGCUCUCUAAAGACUGUCUGGGGAAUUCGUUUUUUCAUUGCUCACAGCACAUAACUUUUUAUUUCAGGGGCUUGUUUUCCACAUCGAGAAGGAAACUGUCCGCGAAGUCACCCUGAGCUUACACUCACACAGUCAUUCUUUUUAACCUGCGGAGACGCAUACGCGCACCUGAUCGCGUCGGCACCUGUUGACAGCCUUUUGCGGCAAAUAACACCUCACUUCCGGCGCAGAGAAGACGGAAGGCCGAAGCAGGAACUCGGGACGGGGAAGAGACGCUUGAGGGGGUCCUUGGUGUGAGCCCGGUGCCCAUGGCUCGGGGGCGGGUCCUUCCUCGCCUCCCCCUGCAGCUGCGCGGACCGAGGCCCGGGAAGCAUGAGUGACCUCCCCCCCACGCCCCCGGCUCACCCGGCACCGGAUUCUGAGCCGCCUCUCUGGACUCCAGCCUGGCGUGCCGUUUCUCCGUGGCCGCGUGCGCCAGCAGAGUUGCGGUGACCCCCCUCUUUCCUCCCAGGAUGUGAAACGGGCAGAGAAAUAAAGAGUCGCCUUUCCGCACGUCCCUCCCCGCCUGCUAGAAUGUUUCUCAUGAACGCCCCUCCUGUGGUUGCUCUCCAGUCGAAAUGGGAGGCCUUUGGCACGCCCGGGGGCUUUAGGUUUCCCGGGGGCUUCGCAGAGCCGCACGAGGGCGUCGCGAGGGCUUCGGUGAGUGCCCGAGUGCAGAUGGUCAUUAGCACGCUGCAGAGCCACGAGGCCGCUCUGGGCAUGAGCAAUGAGCUUGCCCUGCAGAGAAGCCAGAGGGCAGAGAGAGGCCGGGACGCCAGGCUGGCCGCCAACCCCGCGUUUGCCGCCUGUGGGCUUGCUGCCGAUUUUGCCCCCUCCAGGGAGGAGGAAGCUGCAGCCUUUGGCCCCCUGGUGCUGGAUUCGGACAGCGACGAUUCCGUGGACCGGGACAUCGAAGAAGCCAUCCAGGAGUACCUAAAGGCCAAGGGCGGGGCCGCCCAGCCGUCCGGGGCCGCGGACGGGGGGAGGCGGUGCAGACCAGAGGUUCUCCGGAGUAGCGCCCCGACGGCCCCGUGUCCCCCGAAGCUGGCACCCAGCUCAGGGGGCGCCCCUGGCAGCCGUGUGCAAGCCGGCCAGGACCAGGGCUCCGCCUCCCCAGCGAGCGUUAGCAGCGAUGACUCCUUCGAGCAGAGCAUCCAGGCAGAGAUAGAGCAGUUUCUGAACGAGAAGAGACAACACGAGACCCCAAGAGGUGACGUUUCCGUGGACACAAAACCAGACCCCGGCGAUAAUCCGGCCAGACCGGCGUUUAGGUCCAGCAAAGAGCUGGCGGUCAGGGCACACCAUGCACCGGGUGUGACCGGAGCCUGCAGGGAGUUUGUCUUCCGGAAACCCCCCAGGCUGUCGAGGGUGAGCACGCGGCCCCGAGGCCUCAGGUCUAAGGCGGAUGUGGAGCCUGCAGAAGCGGCCCAGAAUAAAGGUACCAUCAGGAGGAGCACGGGCCCCGGAAGGAGGGUGAAGCGACCCAAGAGCACGGCCCCGGUGCCCGAGGCGUCCGGCUCCAGCAGUGACGAUGGCAUCGAGGAGGCCAUCCAGCUGUACCAGCUGGAGAAAAGGAAAGAGGCGAGCGGAGACCCGCCACAGAGAGCACCCUUCGCAGAGGGGAGGGGGCCCGACCCUCCCCCACGCGGCACAAGCCACUCCACAAAAAGUGCCUUGCCCGAAACCCACAGGAAAACACCAAGCAGGAAGAAGCCGGCGGCCCCGAAGGCCGUGGACCUCCGCCCAGGUGGCCCUGCCCCUGACCCCCCCUCCAGGCCCCCCAGGGAACCCAGAGCUGCCGAAGACGAGCUUGCCGAACGGCCGCCGUGCGGGGCAGAAACAUCCGCCGAGCUGAUGUGCGCGGAAGCGAUCCUGGACAUUUCCAAAACGAUCCUGCCAGCCCCCGUGGGGGGCGGCAAGAGCCCCCCGCCUGCCAGCCCGCUCUCCUACCCCGUAGCCCUGCCUGCCCGCCUCGACGGGGACAGCAGCUCCGUGGACAGCAAUGACAGCAUCGAGCAGGAGAUCCGGACGUUCCUGGCUCUGAAGGCUCAGUCGGGGGGUUGGCUGGCCACAACGGAGAGCCGCCCACAGUCCACACAGAGCCCACCGCCGUCGCCUGGCCCCGGGGUCCCUGUCUCCAAAACGCUGGGCCUGUCGCUGAGCUGCAGAAGGAAACGCAGGGGAGGCAGCAACGCUGUGCGGCCGUCCACACCCAAGAAAACAAGAGAGAUGGUGCAGGAGGGCACCCAGGCCGCAGACCAUGGCCCCGGGAACGCGCAGCCCGGCCGGGCCCCCAGGAUGGAGGGCGAGACCAGGGGCCAGCCCCUCUCCUGCAGGCCGCUGGAGCUGGGCGAGCAGCACAGUGGCCCGGACCCGAGGGGCGGUGUGUGGCCCGGCCACGGGAAGGCGGCCGCGGGGAGGAGCACCGGGGGGAAGGGGAGCUCGGAGGACAAGAGCAGCUCACUGGACAGCGACGAGGACCUGGACACCGCCAUCAAGGACCUGCUUCGGUCCAGGCGCAGGCUCAGGAGGAGGUGGAAGGACCCCAGGGCCGCAUGCAAGAGGAAGGUCAGGUUCAGCACCACCGAGACCCAGUGCGUGGAUAAACUCGGGGGCUGCCAGGACUGGAAAGACAGGAGCCCUCCUCUGCUGAAGAGUUGCCUCUCCAAACCCAAAAAAGACAGCAGAGAGAAUCAGGUGAAGACAACUUUGAGCGUCUCCUGCAGGGAGAUGGAGAGAACGCGGGCCGACGGCACGGGGACCGCGGACGCGCCCCCGGUCCUCCAGUCAAGGAGAAAAGCGCCCGAAGGGAACUCGGUCUGCGGGGACGCAGAAGCCUGUGAACUUCAAGGUGCAGGCCCCAGCCCCGGGCCCCCACCCGAUGACAGCAGCUCCGUGGACAGCGAUGACAGCAUCGAGCUGGAGAUUAGAAGGUUUUUGGCGGAAAAGGCCAAGGAGUCUGGGAGCGGUUCAGAGGCCCUAGGAGGGGGCCCCGCCGCCCCGGGCACACGGAGCAUGCCCAGGCCCGAGCUGCCGUGCCAGAAGGUGUCCACUCCCGCCCCGGCCCUUCAGCCCAGUGUGUGCACACAGAGCCAGCGGGGCAGGGGUGGCCCUGGGGGCACGGGGAGGGCCUUCCUUCCAGGCGGGAGGAGCGGCCCCCUGGCGGAGCAGGCCUGCCUCCCUGCGGCCCUGGCCAGGCGCACCGGCAUGGCCGGGGCCCUGUCCGCCAGAGGGUCGGCUGCCGGUCGGAGACUCGUUUGCACUCACAGAGAUCAGAGCCCGCGAGGGGCCGGGGGUGCCAGAGAGUGUGCUGUUGGCCCGCCGCCCGCUCACGUCGAAGCUGGCGUCCGGACGGAAAGCCCCGGUGCGGCCUUUGCUGUGACCACACGGGGCCGGAGCCCGCGGACUCGCAAGCCGGGAGCAGAUGGCCUGGGGGGCCCCCAGACCGGCCUCGCCCUCCCGUGGGCCGACUUCGCCCACCAGAGUCGGCUGCAGAGCGCGUGGGCGCUGAGCCCAGAGGGCAGAGAGGCCGUGUGGAGAGGGGGCCUCGGGGGCCAGAGAGACCAGGGGCUGGAGGGCCAGGACCCCAAGAAAGGCCUGCCCUUCGCGGGCUUCUCCUCACUGCUGUCCACACAGUUAUUCCACUUCGGGAAGAGUGUCUCCUGGGGGGGGAAGCAGGCGGGAGUCUUUAGCCCGCCCCUGAGUCUGCCCCUGCAGGGCCCGUCCUUCUCGGCCUUCAGAGACACGCCGGCUGGCCGCAGCCCCGUGUCCGGAGGCUCGCACCUGCUCACGAAGAAGGAAGGCGGACGCUGGCCCAGCCGGAAGUCACAGGCUGCGUGCACCCUGCACGCCAGGAGGAACUCGGGCUCUGAGGACGACGGUUUGGACCUGAGGUACAGGCAGAGGGCCGUCGGUGGAGACGACAAGGCCCGGGAGGCCGUGGGCAGUGACUCGAGCGAGCUCAGCGACACGUCCGUGGAGGAGGGCGGCGGCCCGGCAGCCAAGGGCAAAGCCCUCCAGCCCUGAGGACGCGUGCUGGCUCUGUGUCCUUGUGGGAAGCGCGUCUGUGUGCGUCCGCUGCUCGCGAGCCUGGGCCCGGAACGGGAAGGCCCCCUGCGCAGCCCCGUAGACGGGUAGGCCCGCCUGGAGCGGUGGUGUUAUUUAACAGAUGUGUCCUGGAAAAUAGGGUUUUUGUAGCCUUUUUGUAAAUUAUUUAAAGUGCUGUAAAAAGUAUUUUUGGAAAAUGCUGUUGUUUGGUUUUGUAGGGCAUUCCUAACUGCCGCUUUCUGUGGUCUGCGUGCGAGGCUUAGAUUAGCGGCCACUUGGCUUGGCCGUCACAGCCAGGGCUCAGGUGACCCUGACCGCCAGUGUGGCCGCCGGAAGCGUCUGGCCGUGCCUGGGAAGGCAGCGGUGGACGCCCGCCCUGAGCAUCCCAGAAGCGCCUCUGGAGGCCUCCGUCAGGAAGCUACUGGACAGCUCUUGUGACCUGAAGGCCGCCGGUCCCGCGAGGCCAGGGCGAGUCCUCUGAGCGCUGCGGUCGCCGCUUCCGCGGGAGAACAUUUCAAAGCACAACGGCCAGCGGGCGGACGGACCGGCACCCGAGCCUGUGUUGUUUAACGUCCAGCCCCGUUCAAUUCCUGUGUGAUUCUAACAGCCCAAUAAAGCCCUUUUCGUAUGGGAGCCACUAUUCCUCGUCGCCGUCAGUCACGGUCUGGGAAGGUGACGUCACCUGAGAGUGCCCUCCUCCCCGUCGGCACUAGGGAACACACGAGGCCAGGGCCGCUUUCCUUGUUGUGGUGCCCAGACAUCUGGA
This is a messenger RNA of Acinonyx jubatus (cheetah), 6553 nucleotides long. RefSeq names its product protein phosphatase 1 regulatory subunit 26 (gene PPP1R26). Lineage: Eukaryota; Metazoa; Chordata; Mammalia; Carnivora; Felidae. Gene Ontology annotation, biological process: negative regulation of phosphatase activity. The transcript is spliced from 3 exons. The coding region runs from base 2275 to 5766 and encodes 1163 amino acids. The record is from RefSeq and is a predicted model, not a curated record. Gene Ontology annotation, molecular function: protein phosphatase inhibitor activity.